Molecule: messenger RNA, 1092 nt
Organism: Exophiala bonariae
Lineage: Eukaryota; Fungi; Ascomycota; Eurotiomycetes; Chaetothyriales; Herpotrichiellaceae
Exons: 3
Coding region: 1-1092 (363 amino acids)
Molecular function (GO): hydrolase activity
Source: RefSeq, a predicted model, not a curated record
AUGGUUUCGACAUCGGCGAUCUUCGCCAUUCUCUCGCUGUCAUUGGCCUCGUUCACUCAGGCCCAAACAUGUACCCCUUGCGAAGAUGUACACUUCUUCUUGGCUCGUGGUAAUAAUGAGCCUUACCCAGGACGACAGGGGGAUCUAGUUGCGGCUACUUGUGAUGGUCUUUCCAGUUGUGGUUAUGAAAAUCUCAUCUAUUCCGCUCUCUUCACCGAUUUGUCUUGCCAGACAACCUACGAUGGUGUACUAGCCGGAUUCAAACAAUUGACCUCAUAUGCGGAACGCUGCCCCAAGUCGAAGCUCAUCCUUGCUGGAUAUUCCCAAGGAGGUCAGAUCGUCGCCGAUAUUCUAGGUGGUGGUGGUGGUGUCUCCUUCAAUGGUUGCAUCCAGCCCUCGACCCCUGCCCUAGACCCAACGACGAGUCCUGGAAACAGACUUUCUGCUGUCAUCAUCUUCGGUAAUACUCGCCAUACCGCGAACCAGCCGUAUAAUUUCGGCAAUGGUUCUAGUUUUGAUGGUCUUUUCCCCAGAACGGACGCUGCUAUGUUGACCGCUCUUGACAAAUACACUCCUGUUCUGCGCGAUUGGUGUCUCGAACCCGACCCAAUUUGCGCUGGCAACAAGAGUGAUGCUCUAGUCUCGACCCAUCUUGGCUAUUAUCAGCACUAUUCGAAUGAAGCAGCCGACUGGAUCAAAUCUGUGGCUGGUUUGAAAGACAAAUCGGAUCACCAAACCGUCAUUCCAACCUACGUUAGUGGCACUGUCCAGGACUAUGCAACCGUCGCAAACUUCACUCCUUCAGGAAGUGUGAUACCUGCUGCUACCACAGUUCCCGUUGUUGAAUGUGGUGACCUACCAGCAAACUCCACCAGCACUUCUAGCAAUCUCUCAACCAGCCGUUCCGUGACCACUGCAAGCAGCACUGCUGCACCUUCAACAACCUCGAGCAGUGUGCUUCCGGCAUCGACAACUGCUGCACCUACUAGCAGCGCUACCGGAGCUACUGGAUCCAACGGUAGCUCAACCAGCUAUGCUGCGAAUAUGGGCUUGGUUGUGUUCCUUACCCUGCUUGUUUCCAUCUUAGCCUAA